Dicentrarchus labrax (European seabass) is the source of this 2789-nucleotide messenger RNA. RefSeq names its product cytochrome P450 27C1 (gene cyp27c1). Gene Ontology annotation, biological process: glucocorticoid biosynthetic process; cellular response to peptide hormone stimulus; C21-steroid hormone biosynthetic process. The transcript has 9 exons. Gene Ontology annotation, cellular component: mitochondrial inner membrane. Gene Ontology annotation, molecular function: iron ion binding; monooxygenase activity; heme binding. Lineage: Eukaryota; Metazoa; Chordata; Actinopteri; Moronidae. The record is from RefSeq and is a predicted model, not a curated record. Bases 190 to 1815 code for a protein of 541 amino acids.
AUUAUCCCUCCCUUCUUUGCACAUCCAAUCCUCUUCCACUCGUGAGGUUUUACAACAAACUAUUUAAACGCGUUCCACAACAUCUAACAUUACCAGAGUUCACUGUUCGCAGCUGCACUUUCAGAGUUUGCAGAAGAGUCAGUACAUCGCAUUGUGUUUUCUCACGGCAACCGAGAAGCAUCCAGAAGAAUGGCAAUGAUGAAUACUUUUACGGCAGCAUGCAGGAAGAAUCAUCUGGGCGACGGGCUAAAUAAGCAGCUGUUCUUCACUGUGCGCGCUUUGCACAAGUCAGCAGCAAGCGGGUCUUUUGGGAUCGCCGCGAGUGGAGAAGAAGCCAUGCCUAAAAGAUUUCCCACACCGGAGGGUGUCGUCGAGAAAACCGCAAUCAAGACCCUGAAUGAGAUGCCAGGACCCAGCACCCUAUCCAACCUGAUCGAGUUCUUCUGGAGAGAUGGGUUUAGCCGAAUUCACGAAAUUCAGAUGGAGCACAGGAAGAUGUAUGGCAAAAUCUUCAAAUCCCGUUUUGGGCCCCAGCUAGUGGUCUCGGUGGCAGACCGUGACCUGGUGGCUGAGGUGCUGAGGGCCGAGGGUGUGGCCCCUCAGAGAGGAAACAUGGAAUCCUGGAAGGAGUACAGAGACCUGAGAGGCCGUUCAACUGGCCUCAUCUCAGCUGAGGGAGACGAUUGGCUGAAGAUGCGGAGUGUGCUCAGACAGCUCAUCAUGCGUCCCCGUGACGUUGCAGUUUUCUCCGAUGACGUGAAUGACGUGGUAGACGACCUGAUCAAGAGAGUUUGUAUUCUGCGUUCCCAGCAGUCUGACGGAGCAACUGUCCACAAUGUGAAUGACCUCUUCUUCAAAUACGCCAUGGAAGGUGUUUCAGCCAUUCUGUACGAGUGCCGAUUAGGCUGUUUGGAAAACAAGAUUCCCCAGGAAACCCAAGACUACAUUGAUGCACUGCACCUCAUGUUCAGCUCCUUCAAGACAACCAUGUAUGCUGGGGCGAUCCCCAAGUGGCUGCGAACUAUCAUCCCCAAACCCUGGGAAGAGUUCUGUCACUCCUGGGAUGGCCUCUUCAGAUUCAGCCAUAUUCACGUCAAUAAGAGACUUUCAGAGAUCCAGUCCCAGCUGGAGCAUGGAAAGGAAGUGAAGGGCGGGCUGCUCACACACAUGCUCAUUACCAAGGAGAUGAACUUAGAGGAGAUCUAUGCCAAUGUAACAGAGAUGCUACUGGCUGGGGUCGACACGACAUCCUUCACCCUUUCAUGGGCCAGCUACCUGCUAGCACAGCACCCUGAUAUACAGCAGCAAAUCUUUACAGAAGUGAUGACGACUUUGGGACCUGGAGCAAUCGCCACGGCUGACGAUGUCCCUCGUCUGCCUCUCAUCAGAGGGCUUGUCAAAGAGACUCUCAGGCUUUUUCCAGUUCUCCCAGGCAACGGACGGGUUACUCAGGAUGACUUGGUGGUGGGUGGAUACUUCAUCCCCAAAGGGACUCAGUUGGCCCUCUGUCACUACGCCACAUCUUUGGAAGACGAGAACUUCUCUGAAGCUAUUGAAUUCCGACCGGAUCGCUGGAUACGCAAAGAUAACACAGAUCGUGUCGACAACUUUGGCUCGAUUCCCUUUGGCUACGGCAUCAGGAGCUGCAUUGGCAGGAGAAUAGCAGAGUUAGAGAUGCAUCUAGCUCUCAUACGGCUCAUUCAAAGGUUCCAAAUCGGUGUGUCUCCCCUCACAGCUGAUGUCAAGGCCAAAACCCACGGCCUGCUCUGCCCUAGUGCCCCCAUCAACCUGCAGUUCAUUGACAGGAAAAACUAGAUGCAGUUUCCUCUCCGUUAGGUCUACUGUACUUUAUGUUUUUACAGCGCUUAUUCAUCAUUAGUUUUUUUGUAAAUACAAUGCAUUUAGUAGACCUUCCAAUGUUAUAUUUUAGACACUAACCUGCAACUGAGGUUUUACUCAGAAAUAUGCCUCACCUUCUCCUGUUCAUUAGUGAGGAGAAAACUAAAAUAGUACUGGUAAUUUAAAGAUAAUCGCUUUUGUUGUAUGCACACCGAUCAAGCCUAACAUUAUGACCACAGACAUGUGAAGUGAAUAACACUGAUUAUUUGGUUAUCAUGGCUUCUGUUGGUAACAUUUUGUCCUCAAAGGUGAUGUGUUAGAAGCAGGAAAAAUUGACAGCGUGAGGAUUUGAGCGACUUAGCGAGUGGAAAAAUUAACUAUAAUCAACAUAAACAAACUGUGUUGUUUUAUAUUAAUGUGCACGCAUUUGUGUAACAAUAUGUGAACACUCAUUAAUACGUAAUCACACUGUUUCUUCCCUAAGUUUGUGAAAGUAAUUCACUGAGAAUGUUGAAGGGCAACCAUGAAUUUACUGAAAAUGAGCUGUUUCAAGUAUGUAUAUAAUCUUUAUUUUUUAUGAUUAUGUCACAAAUCGCAAUUUUGUUGCAGUUAUCUUUUUUUCUGUCACCAGAAUGUUUAAUCACUGAAGCAGCAUUACAUGAUUUUAAUCCAUGUACUGUAUAUCAAUGAAACAAGAAAUACACAGCUAGAAAAAAAAAAAACACUAUUAGUAAUAUUUUAGGAUAUAAUUGAUUUUUAAAACCAAAAUAUAUUUGAUCAUGCUGUUACUUAGAAGUAAUAAAUGAACGAUUGAUCAAGGUCAUUGAACGAAGGAUCACACUGGUUUGUAUUGAGGAAAAUGGUAACCUUUUAUAUCUUUGUAUUUAUCUACUCUUUUGUCUUUCUGAACCCUUAUACAAUAAAAAUGAUCGAAUUAUUCUUUUAAACAA